Messenger RNA from Tympanuchus pallidicinctus (lesser prairie-chicken), 1086 nucleotides. Its product is annotated as triple functional domain protein-like. The record is from RefSeq and is a predicted model, not a curated record. The coding region runs from base 533 to 946 and encodes 137 amino acids. The transcript has a single exon. Lineage: Eukaryota; Metazoa; Chordata; Aves; Galliformes; Phasianidae.
AUAGAGCCUCCAUCUUUCGUCCGAACACUUGAACCAGCAGAGGUAGUGAAGGGAACAAACACCGUUCUUCAGUGUGAGGUUGCUGGCACCGGACCGUUUGAGAUUAGCUGGUACAAAGACAAGAAACAGAUCCGCAGUAGUAAAAAAUACAGGUUGACCUCUCAGAAAGCGGUUGUUUCUCUGGAGGUGUCAUCUUUUAAUAGCGCGGACGUUGGUGAAUAUGAAUGCAUCAUAGCUAAUGAAGUUGGAAAGUGCAUAUGCAGUGCAACAUAUAUCUUGAAAGGUCAGUGGGAGAGAGAACACUCCGCUCACUGCAGGGAACCUCUUAUUUCUUAAAACGUCUUGUCUUUGGAUUUCUGCGGGUGGGUGGAGAGGAGGGUAUCUUCUCUUAAAACUCUGUGCAUAUCUUAACUCUUACCUGACAUCAAACCUAUGAAUUUAAAGAACACUUGGCUUAAAGGGCUCUGCAUUACUCUUCCAGCUGGGUAAUGUAGCUCUUUCCUUCGCCUGCUCUUUAACUGAAUUGCGUCAUAUGCUGUGUGCAUUGUCUCAUCUUGUGCAGCGGAUUUCAUGGAAUGAUGUAGCAGAUGAGUAUUUCUUUUUAUCUCUUUUCUUUGAACUAGAACCACCUUCUUUUGUUAAGAAAAUUGAAAACGUGACAGCUCUGGCUGGAGACAAUGUUACGUUACAGGCUGUGGUGAAAGGGUCAGAGCCUAUUUCUGUGAUGUGGAUGAAAGGCAAAGAGAUUAUUCAAGAUGAUAACAAAGUGAGAGUGACAUUUGAACACGGGCUAGCAACACUGCAAAUUACUGGUGUCCAGCUGAGCUCUGGUGGCAAAUACACUUGUGUGGCUGAGAACGAUGCAGGAAGUCAGUCCUGUUUUGGUGAACUGGCAGUUAAAGGUCAGUGGAGGAGUGCCAUUUCCUCUGCAUGGUCUCCCGCCUAAGAAGAAGAGCAAUUUACUUUUGUCCUUAACGCUGAUUGUUUAAUUCUGUUGUAGAACCUGCCAAAAUCAUUGAAAAAUCCGAAGUUAUUCAGGUGACAGCAGGAGACCCAGCCAUUUUGGAGUACACUGUCACAGGCACU